This is a messenger RNA of Neospora caninum, 2289 nucleotides long. RefSeq lists its product as hypothetical. The coding region runs from base 1 to 2289 and encodes 762 amino acids. The record is from RefSeq and is a predicted model, not a curated record. The transcript is spliced from 12 exons. Gene Ontology annotation, cellular component: cytosol; VCP-NPL4-UFD1 AAA ATPase complex; nucleus. Gene Ontology annotation, molecular function: ATP hydrolysis activity; polyubiquitin modification-dependent protein binding; ATP binding. NCBI's taxonomy places the organism in Eukaryota, Apicomplexa, Conoidasida, Eucoccidiorida, Sarcocystidae. Gene Ontology annotation, biological process: autophagosome maturation; retrograde protein transport, ER to cytosol; mitotic spindle disassembly.
AUGACUGCGCUGCAGGUUCAGAAGGGCGAUGUGGUUCUUCUCUCGGGGCGACGAAAGCGAGAAACCGUCGCCAUUGUGAUGCCGGAUAAGAGCCUCGAGGCGCGCCACGUCUCGCUCCACGAGCACGCACUAAAACACAUCAAACUGCAUGCGCAGGACGUCGUGAAGGUCACCCCGCAGCGUCUCCUCCCCCACGCUCGAAGGAUCUUUGUGCUGCCUUUCUCGGACACACUCGCAGACGUUCGAGACGGAGACGCCGAACGCGGAGAGACAAAAGACGCCUCGCGAGGAGACCGAGACGGAGACAAACCGUCAGUGGAGGAAGUGGCGGCCAAGUUUUUCCGCCACACGUCGCGACCUGUGAAGCUCGGGGACCAAUUCGUUUUGGAGUUCCCCAAAAACGCGAAGGGAGACAGAGGCGAAACCGCCGGAAAAGUUGAAGUCAAAAUCAUGCAAAUCGACACAGACGGAAAAGACGACCAAGACCUCGCCCUCGUCGACGACGCCACGGAAAUCAUCUGCGAUGGCGAACCUCUCGAUCGAGCGCAGUUCGACACCUCCUCGAUGAUCACCUACGACGACGUGGGCGGCCUAAAGAAGGAAUUGACGCUCAUCCGGGAACUCGUGGAGCUGCCGCUGAGAUUCCCCGAAAUCUUCAAGCAAGUGGGCGUACAGACGCCUCGAGGCGUUUUGCUGCACGGCUCGAGUGGAUGCGGAAAGACGCUCCUCGCGAAGGCGAUCGCGAACGAGUGCGGCGCGAACUUCCUGACCGUAAAUGGCCCGGAAGUCAUGUCCAAGUUGGCUGGUGAGAGCGAGGCGAAUCUGCGCCGGAUUUUCGAAGAGGCGGCGGCGCUGUCUCCGUGUCUCCUUUUCAUCGACGAGAUCGAUUCAAUCGCGAGCAAGCGCGACAAGACGCAGGGCGAAGUCGAGAAACGCAUCGUGGCCCAGCUUCUCACGCUUAUGGACGGCGUCAGCAGCGACAAAAACAUUGUCGUCCUCGCGGCAACAAACCGACCGAAUCAACUUGAUCCUGCGCUGCGCCGCUUUGGGCGUUUCGAUCGCGAGAUUGAGAUUCCGAUCCCCGACGAGCAGGGUCGGACGGAGAUUCUGAAGAAGAAAGCGGCCAAGAUGAAUUUAGGCUCCGACGUUGAUCUGGAGAAGAUUGCGAAGGACGCUCACGGAUUCGUCGGCGCGGACAUGGCCCAGCUGUGCCUCGAAGCGGCGAUGCAGUGCGUCCGCGAGAACUGCCGGUUUGUCGACUUUGACAAAGACGAAGUUGACCCUGAGACUCUUGCAAAGUUCCAAGUUCGCAUGCCGCACUUUGUCCACGCGUUGUCGGUGGUAAAUCCGAGCGCUCUGCGAGAAAGGCAUGUGGAGGUACCUGACGUCCGGUGGGAAGACAUUGGCGGUUUGGAAGAAGUGAAGGAAGAACUCGUCGAAACAGUUCAGUACCCUGUCGAGCACGGAGAGAAAUUCCACAAAUUCGGUUUGGCUCCAAGCAAGGGUGUGCUCUUCUACGGACCGCCGGGGUGCGGCAAGACUCUCCUCGCGAAGGCUGUGGCGAACGAGUGCAAAGCAAACUUCAUCAGCGUGAAAGGACCAGAACUCCUAACGAUGUGGUUCGGCGAGUCGGAAGCGAACGUGCGUGAUCUCUUCGACAAAGCGAGAGCUGCGGCGCCGUGCGUGAUUUUCUUCGACGAGAUGGAUUCCAUCGCCAAGGCCAGGGGGUCGGGGACGGGAGGCGGCGGCGAGGCUGCCGAUCGCGUGAUAAACCAAAUCUUGACGGAAAUCGACGGCAUCGGGAAGCGAAAACCCAUUUUUGUCAUCGGCGCAACCAACCGGCCUGAUAUCCUGGACCCGGCGGUGACUCGGCCGGGGCGUCUCGACCAGCUUUUGUACAUUCCGCUUCCAGAUUUCAAGAGUCGCGUGAACAUUUUCAAGGCCGCACUUCGAAAGUCGCCGCUAGCCCCCGAUGUGGACAUUGAAGACAUGUCGCGCCGUCUCGAGGGCUUUUCAGGUGCCGACAUCACGGAGAUUUGCCAGCGUGCGGCGAAGAACGCGGUGAGGGAAUGCAUCCAGUCAGAGGUCGCGCGCGGAAGGCCCCUGGAGAAAGGCGAGAAGGAUCCCGUGCCGUUUAUCUCGAAAAAGCACUUCGAUGAGGCGUUCAAAUAUGCCAGGCGGUCGGUUCCCGAAGACAUGGUGAAGGUUUAUGCACAAUUCAACUCCAUGAUGAAGCGGCGGCGUGUCGCAGAGAAAGAGUCGGAAGAAACGAAGGAUCCCAACGCGUGA